UGUUGGAACUCGAAGAAAAUGGUGGAACUAAGUAUAGGUUUCACCCAUUUAUCAUUUUGUUUCAUUGAUACUACCUCCGUUAAUUCCACUAAAAAGUUUGGGGAAAAUUUUGUUUUGCAAAUAUAGAAUUUUCGUGUAUUCUGUAAAUUUUAUAUUAUUUAAUGAUAACAAAUCGUAACUUUAUUAAAAAAAUAUAUUUAUAAAAAUUAAUACAUUUAUUAUAAAUUUAAUAUGUCUUCUUAAUACUAUGAACAAAAAAAAAAAUUUAUGAAACCGAAAAGUACUAAUAUAUAUACCAUCAAAAGAUAUAUAUUAGAUAAUCCUCAUAAAACAAAAAAUGAAAAAAAGAUCUAUUACUUCACGUUCAUAAUAUAUCAUGACCAUCAAAAGAUAAGUAAAUCACAACACUUGUGUAUUAAGUCCACAGCCGCCAAAUAAACUUGCCAUGCAAAAAAAAAAAAAAAGACUUGCCAUGCAAAUAUAUAAAUGAAAGCUUCGUCGUACAACAUUUUAUUUAUUUUUUUGCUAAGAAUGCUAAUAUCAUAUUUAAUGAUGUUCAGAUUUUACAAAGUAGAAUCUAAAAAAAACUCUACCUAGGCAAAAACAAAUAAAACAAAGGUAGAUUAAGUAGAGCAACAUUACACAAAGAUUAAGUGAUCCAAAGAGAUCAAGAGGGUACGAAAUUGCUUCCUAUUUCUUCUUGCCAAGAUCGUAUUGUUGACAUCCUUAUAAAUCAUUUUCGAGAUCACAGGAGAAAGAACCACACAGCUGUUGUGAUAAGCGGUGUUUCUCUGUUUCCAAAGAUGAAAGAUAGUCGCUUGAGUCGCCAACAUUUUACAACAUUUUAUUUAUCUUUAGUAUUGUUUAUCUUUUCUGUGAUAAACUAUAUUAUUAGAAGAAUGAUAAACUAUAUUUUCUUAAGAAAGACAUUAUUGGUAACAUUUUUUUAUAGCUUUAAGAAAAUAUUGACGUAAUCAAUUCUUGGAUUGUGCUAACUACGAUAUGUCUUGUAAGAGGAAUGUGAUGUUAGAAUAAGAAGAGCCUCCUUCAUACAUAGCCCUGUGAGACAGCUUUCCAAGCUCUUUGGCUCUUCUUCUUCUCUCCUUAGCAUCAUCACCAUCACCCAUCAAUUCUUCCACUGCCUUCUUCACACCUUCAUUAUCCACCAACACGCCUAUCUUCUCCUCUUCUCCCCAUUUCAUAACCUCUUCAAUCCCAGCUCCUACACCGGCUUUAAGAACCUGCACGAUUGGUAUUAGUUUUAGUUAUUCAUUUAUAAAAUUUUUAAGAUAUGUCUAAAAGAAAUUUAAGCUGACUUUCGGAAUUUGACUUCAGAAAGUGAAAGUUAUUAUCAUUGACUUGUCUUCUGCUGGACUUGCUGACUAAGUCUCCAAUUAUAAAUAAAGCAAGGGAAAUAGAGCUGAAUGACAAAAAAACAUAAUUAAGUAUAUAACCAAAGAAAUAAAAAAUAAAAAAGCUUUCCUUAUAUUAUCACAACAUAUACUAAUAAAUCACUUUUAUUAAUCGGUUAAUGAGAAAGAGCAAACAAUAUAUACUUAUUUAUAGAAGUUUUCACAUAUGAUGCUUUUAAUUAAAAACAAAAAUUAUUCAUUCAAGUCAUCAAAUAUUUCAAAAGAUAUGUAUUAUAAUAUGAUAUAUCAUACAAAUUACACUAAAUAUAAUGUUAUGCAAUAUUUUUUAAUUAGAUAGAUUAUUUUUCAGUUUUCAAUAUACUAUAUAAUAAAAGUAUAUUCGUUACAUAGAAAGUCUUGUCAUAUAAUAAUAUGUUAGACACGAAUCCUAGAAUAACAUGUUAGUCCAUUGAAUUUGAUUUUUGCUGCCUCUGAUAGUUAUUUCCGUGGGCAAAGCUUAGAUUAGGAGACUUUGAACUGAACGUUGAAUUUUCAAAGACAAAUUGAUUUUGGUAAUGUCCGAGAGAGAGAGAGAGAGUUCAAUUUGAUUUGUGUCUUCUUGAACGUAAUAAUCUGUCUUUAAAGUACAGUUUUACGUCAUCUACUACAUCAUUUUGGUUAAGCCAUUUUUAUUCCCACUCUUCUUAUCCUCCAUAUAGUCAAAAACAAAACUCGAAAGUUCUUCACUGAUUUAAAACAAGUAUGGCUUCCCAAAAACCUCAACAAGCUCAUCCACCUCUUCACUUUGUUCUCUUCCCUUUCAUGGCUCAAGGCCACAUGAUUCCCAUGGUCGAUAUUGCAAGGCUCCUGGCUCAGCGCGGCGUGACCAUAACAAUUGUCACGACGCCCCACAACGCAGAGAGGUUCAAGAAUGUCUUAAACCGUGCCGUGGAGGCUGGUUUGCCCAUCAACGUAGUGCAUGUGAAGCUUCCAUACCAAGAAGCUGGGCUGCCAGAAGGAAAAGAGAACAUGGAUUCGCUUGACUCCAAGGAUUUGAUAGUACCUUUCUUUAAAAUGGUUAACAUGCUCGAAGAACCGGUCAUGAAGCUACUGGAAGAGAUGAAGCCUAGACCAAGCUGUCUAAUAUGUGAUUUGUGUUUGCCUUAUACAAGCAAAAUCGCCAAGGCCUUCAAUAUACCAAAGAUCGUUUUUCAUGGAUUCUCUUGCUUUUGCCUUUUGUGUAUGCAUGUUUUACGCCAAAACCUAGAGAUCUUGCAGAAUUUGAAGUCGGAAAAAGAGUAUUUCUUUGUUCCUAAUUUUCCUGACAAAGUUGAAUUCACAAAGCCUCAAGUUCCAGUGAGAAUCAAUGCAACUGGAGACUGGAAGGAGUUCUUGGAUGCAAUGGCAGAAGCAGAAAACACAUCAUAUGGUGUAAUAAUCAACACAUUUCAGGAGUUAGAGGAUGCUUAUGUCAAAGAUUACAAAGAGGCUAGAGAUGGGAAAGUAUGGUCCAUUGGACCUGUUUCCUUGUGCAACAAGAAAGGAGCUGACAAAGCCGAGAGGGGAAACAAGGCGGUCAUUGAUCAAGAAGAAUGUUUUGAAUGGCUUGAUUCUAAAGAAGAAGGGUCAGUGCUAUAUGUUUGCCUUGGAAGUAUUUGCAAUCUUCCUCUGUCUCAGCUAAAGGAGCUAGGGCUAGGCCUAGAGAAAUCCCAAAGACCUUUUAUUUGGGUCAUUAGAGGUUGGGAAAAGUAUAAUGAGCUAGCUGAGUGGUUCUUAGAGAGUGGUUUUGAAGAAAGGGUCAAAGAGAGAGGGCUUCUCAUAAAAGGAUGGGCACCACAAGUGCUUAUCCUUUCACACCCUUCUGUAGGAGGAUUCUUGACUCAUUGUGGAUGGAACUCGACUCUAGAAGGAAUCACCUCAGGUGUUCCAUUGCUCACAUGGCCAUUGUUUGGAGACCAGUUCUGCAACCAGAAACUGGUUGUGCAGGUUCUUAAAGUUGGUGUAGGAGCUGGGAUUGAAGAAACUAUGAAAUGGGGAGAAGAGGAUAAAAUAGGAGUGUUGGUGGAUAACGAAGGAGUGAAGAAGGCAGUUGACGAAUUGAUGGGUGAUGGUGAUGAUGCAAAAGAGAGAAGACGAGUAGUCAAAGAGCUUGGAAAGGUAGCUCACAGGGCUGUGGAUGAAGGAGGCUCUUCUCAUUCUAACAUCACAUUCCUCUUACAAGACAUAUCGCAAUUAGCACAAUCCAAGAACUAAUUAAGUUAUUUUAAUAUAUAUUUGUUUAAAUUUAUAAAAUAGAUGUUACAAAUAAUUUUUUUUCUUAAAUAAAAUACAGUUUAACAUGAGUGUAUUUUAUUAUUAUAAAUGUUGACUCAAAAAUGUUUUUCUCGA
This is a messenger RNA of Brassica rapa (field mustard), 3740 nucleotides long. RefSeq names its product UDP-glycosyltransferase 73C3-like. The record is from RefSeq and is a predicted model, not a curated record. Lineage: Eukaryota; Viridiplantae; Streptophyta; Magnoliopsida; Brassicales; Brassicaceae. Gene Ontology annotation, molecular function: UDP-glucosyltransferase activity.